Messenger RNA from Acanthochromis polyacanthus (spiny chromis), 3376 nucleotides. RefSeq names its product 5-hydroxytryptamine receptor 3A-like. Gene Ontology annotation, biological process: monoatomic ion transmembrane transport; regulation of membrane potential; signal transduction. The record is from RefSeq and is a predicted model, not a curated record. Gene Ontology annotation, cellular component: membrane; synapse; neuron projection. The transcript has 10 exons. Gene Ontology annotation, molecular function: transmembrane signaling receptor activity; neurotransmitter receptor activity; extracellular ligand-gated monoatomic ion channel activity. Bases 1253 to 2635 code for a protein of 460 amino acids. NCBI's taxonomy places the organism in Eukaryota, Metazoa, Chordata, Actinopteri, Pomacentridae.
GACUUCCAAUCGCUGGGCCGUUUACAAUCGUCGUUAACAAGCUAUCAUUAACGUCGUUACCAUCGCGCGGGAGUAUCAGCGACAAUAAAGUGUUCAAACUUGUGAAAUCAGUGUUCAAAUAAAUGAAAUCCGCGGAUCGGCGGUAAAUUCCCAUCCCUGAAAAAAGCGGAAUUCCGCGAAUUCGCGGAAAAAUCACAUCCCUGAGGGAAGCUCGACAGGGAGGGAGGCGGGCUAAAAGGUUGUCUAUCAAAUCCCUCUGCAGCAAUUGGGUAGGUAUACAACCAAUCAACGCAACGAAUAGGCUGACGUAGUUCCGAGAGCACCGGCGGAUUGUGGCUAAGUCCCGUUAGCUUCCCAACCAGCGGAGCCAACUGGUAUAUUAAGGAUUUGCCAUAUCCCGUCGGCAUAAGUCCAAAUACGUCUUUCUUCUCAAUGAAACACUUCAGUGCCGUCCUUUGUUUAUCUUUCAAGUUGAAUUUUAGCUUCAGAUCUUUAAGGGCUGUGGCCAAAGCCGAGUCGAAAGAUAACUGUUUACUGUGCGCCGGUUGUUUCUGUCAGAAUCGUCGCGCCUCUGUCGUCACUUAGUUACGCCCGCCUUCUGACUCUACACUUCAUGGUGAUUGGUCCGGCCAGUUUUAGGAGCAUCCAGCCUCGAGCCUUAUGGAGGGUAACUAGACCCACCCUGGCAGAGAAUUAAAUUCGUUGCUGUGGGUUGUCUAGCGCGGCUAGGUUACUUCAAUGUAUGUAUAUGUAGAAAAAAAUCUUGAAUAAAAUAACUGUACCAGGACAAUUCACUCCAGUCUCAACACUAAUUGUACCAACAACAGCUAUAAGAAAGAAGAGUAACCUUAAAAUGUUGUAUAAAAUGCAUGACAGGUGAUAUUUAACUUAUAUUAGAAAAAAAAUCAACCUUACCUGAAGAAGAUCCAACUGGCUAAUUCUUGGAAUAGAUGCUGUGGCUUUCAGAAAGUGUCCAGACUUGUGCCUUUUAAUGAAUUUUCCACUUAGAAAUGAUGCACGUAUUUGCUGGCACUGCAGCAGACAUCUGUGGUUUCUGCUCUUUCCCUUCGUGUUUCCACUGAGUGAUGAUAUUUGAAACGACGGGGGGUUGGUCACUGAGUUCGUCCAGCCCUCUUCCUGUAGUGAGUAAGUGUUGUUUUUUUUUCUUUUUUUACUGUAAUCCAAUAUUUCUGAAAGCACUUUAGCUGUUCCUACCUCUUACAGACUGGACUCUCUCUGGUUUAAACUCACGAUGCUUCUCCUCUUUCUGCUCCUUAUUACAGCUGCUGACGGGGAAUCCCCUCAGAGAGUAUGCAGUUAUCAGGAUGUUUUAAACUACCUGAACUUGACCAAAGCCAACGAGUUGUUCUCCAUGACUCGUCCCGUCAAAGACUACAAGCGGUCCACAGAAGUGUCCCUGGAGCUUUUGCUUUACGCCAUUCUAGAUGUGAAAGAGAUUGACCAGACAUUUGUUCCUUAUGUUUGGAUUCUCAUGAAAUGGCAGAAUGAUUACAUAAGCUGGGAUCCGCAUGACUUUUGUGGCAUUACGAAUGUUUCUCUUCCUACUGAAGUCCUGUGGAAGCCAGAUCUCACGAUUGAAGAGAUGAUAGAAAAGGACAAAGCCCCUCCAAGUCCUCAACUCACUAUUGACUACAACGGUACAGUGUUUGUUCAGAACGACCAGGUUCUAGUCAGCACCUGCAGGAUGCACGUCUACAAAUUCCCCUUUGACACUCAGAGAUGCACCCUCUCCUUCAAAUCUGUCGUUCACACCGUCACAGAAAUAAGACUCGUUCACCACUGGAGCUCUUCAGAGACCACUGAGUGGUCACGUGAGCUGAUGCGGACUCAGUACGAGUGGCUGUUCUUAAACAUGAAAGUCACCAACAAGUCUGUUACCACGUUUGGCGCUGAGCAAGACAUGAUCGUUUACACCAUCUCCAUGAAGAGACGGCCUCUCCUCUACGUUGUCAACUUCUUGCUGCCUGUCUUCUUCCUCUUGUGUCUGGACUUGGCCUCCUUCCUGAUCUCAGACAGAGGAGGCGAGAAGCUCAGCUUCAAGGUCACUCUGCUUCUUGCCGUCACAGUGAUGCAGCUUAUUCUCAAUGAAAUUCUGCCUUCAUCAUCAAACAGGAUUCCACUUAUAGCCCUCUACUGCAUUGGGAUUUUUGGUCUGAUGCUGCUCAGCCUCCUGGAGACAAUUGUUGUGAUGUAUCUGAUGGAAAAAGACUCGGCGCCCCAAGACGACGAGACAGAUGGAGACCGAAGCCUGAACGCGAGCUGUGGAGAGAAACGGGGCAAAGAAGGCUUCUCCUGCUGUGAAGGAGGAGAUAAGAAGUGGCAUCCCUGUGUUUGCAUCUGUGAUGUGGCUGCUGAUGAAGCAACACCAGCGGAACUACUGAAGGGGAGCAGCAGCCAGCUGACAGAGGAGCAAAAUGCUUUUGAAAAGCUCUCAGAUGAGCUGAGGGAUGUGGUGAAAACACUGAUUCUGCUCCUCAAUAGCAGGAAGGAGGAAGAGAAGGCUGGCUACUGGACCAAAAAGACCGAAACUAUCAACAAAGCUUAUUUCAUAUUUUAUAUUACAGCUGCCAGUCUGUUUUUAGUCAUCAUGUUCUUCAACUGGAGUCAUGCAUGAACAUGAAAGCGCUACUUAAAGACAUGAGUGAGAUAUAGAGUAGUUUAGUGUGGUAUUGCUAGCAAUCAUACAAUCUGUGUUCAGAUGUGAAGCUUUUCAUGAAUCGCUCACACUGUCCGGCGGUGUUCAGAUCUAUAGAACGGGGUUGCUGUGGCAGAUGGAAUAAAAAUUCUGUCAAAUUUCCACAUUAAAGUCCUGUUUCAGUGACCAGAUGUAUCAAUAAUGUGAUGCGUGCAUUGAUGUAGUGGUCAGCGUUACUCCUUAUUAUGAAUUUCCAGUAUGAGGAAUGUGUGUGUUUUGAAGUCGGUAGUAUUUAUUAUUUGUAGUUAUGCAGCUUGGAAUGCGAGGGGAAUAUCUGAUUCUGCUCAACUAAUUGAUGUCAGUUUCUCAUUUAGUUGUGAUUGCCCAAAUGUGUUGUAUUCUGAGUGUGUUGUGUUGUUUUUUGUGAAAUGUGUUUUGUCAUUUCUAUGGAAGAAGCAGCUGUUUAGAUGAGUGUACAGCUUCUUGACUUUAUGCUUUACGAACUGCUGCAUGCAUCAGCCUGGUUGUAGUAUAUAAUUCUACUAAUGCCUACUCCACAUGUGUUUGAUAUGCAAAAUGCAGUUAUGAUGACGAUGAUGAGUGAAUCCACAUAAACAUAAAAGGCAAGGCAUGAAAGCAGAAGCAAGCUUGUAUCAUUUGCACUGAAGUGUAACGACAUAAAUGUUCAUCUGUUCAAUAAACACAGGUUUUGUGCAUUAA